Aspergillus wentii DTO 134E9 is the source of this 1857-nucleotide messenger RNA. RefSeq lists its product as uncharacterized. NCBI's taxonomy places the organism in Eukaryota, Fungi, Ascomycota, Eurotiomycetes, Eurotiales, Aspergillaceae. The transcript is spliced from 5 exons. The record is from RefSeq and is a predicted model, not a curated record. Bases 1 to 1857 code for a protein of 618 amino acids.
AUGUCCGACUCAAGUGAUCAAGAAUGCUGGUUGGAAAAGGAAAAUCAGCUGGACGAAAUUGCAAUCAAACGACGGAACUAUAGCGACAAGAGCAAAGAGCUCCAAGGGUGGGUUUGGAGGUUAUGGUUGCUUUACAACUUUUGGGAUUAUACCAUCACAAAGCGCCGCAAGUAUAUUGAUGCUGCAUCAACAUUACAAACGUAUUGGAACGUCUGGACGACUGAACGACGAAAGAGGACCGGCUUAUCCAUUCCAGACUACAUCAAGGACGACAUGAAAGGUGUUCGCGAGCGGUUGGUUAUUCGACACCAGUUGAGGACCGAUCCUAAACCUCGGCCGCACGCCCGAUCGGAGGAUGUCUUCGAACUGCAAAAGACCCUAUGGACUACAGGAAACCAAACUUGGGAUCCACUGCAGCUUGCCGUGUUUAUGCUACUGGCUGGGCCGACGGCCCACCGACGGAGGGCUUUGCUCACUCUCCGGCAUUGUGAUAUCUUUUUGACCCUGUUGCCCGAUCCUGGUUGCCACGAAUGGCCGCAGAUUGUCGUGGAGGUAAAGCCGGAUAAGACAAAGCGAUACCGAUGUCGCCGGAAACGAACGACCACGAUUUCCCUACUCGAGGUGCCUGGUGAAACAUGCCUUUUUCUGUGCCCCAAAACGUUUCUACUCGGGUUGUUGGUACGAAAGGCGGCAUUUCGUGACCUGGAUAUUGUGUCAGCCGAGCAGUUAUACGAUCUGAGAAUUCCCCCGGACGCGCGCCAACUCUCCCUGAAGCUUGCUGAUCCUGAGGCCUUUCUGUUCAAUAUGACCGAAAGCACCCUGGACUCACAUCUAAGACGGCUCGGAGAGCUAGCUGGUUACGAUCACACAGUCACUUCAAAAUGGUUUCGCCGGGGGGGCGGCGAGGCGGUAAACAGUAGCACCGAGAUCAGUGAAGCGCAACAAAAUCUACUCAUGCAACACAGAACGGGUACUGUGUAUCAGGAUAACUAUGCUCCCGAUCAUCUGCCAGCUGACGUGUACUCCGUGUGGAGAGGCCUGGCACCGCAGCGGGAGAUGGUGCGAAUGACUAGCGGCCAAAGUCGAACCAUUCGCAAGGAUCGACCCGUUGACUUGACAGACGCACAGAAGGCAGAAGCAAUGAACGACCCAGACGUGCAACGUCGUUUGGAGCUUUGGGUGACAUGCAAGGCCAAGGUGGCGAUGGAAUAUGGCAACCUUUCUAAGGCGAAGGGAACCCAGGAUUACCAAGAAGCCUUACAGCGGCGCAAUAAGUACCACGCGGCCGUUCGGGCCGCAGAAAGAGCCAAGAAACGAGAGGUUCGGGCUCACUUUAAUGAGGAACAGCCAGUAACCGACGUUCGGCGGCAGGUCCAUGGCCUCCCAUUUGAAACUGCAAGCCAAUCAGCUCCGAAUGCAACCCCUCCGGAGCAAUACCGCGCGUUUGAAAUGGUGUUUCGGUUCGCACCUUCGUCACCCCAAGAUAAUCGUCGCUGCCGUGUGACCGUGAUUAAUGCUCUUUCUCAGGUAAAACCGAGGUACUGGCCGCGGGCCCAGCAGAGCCAUAUACAACAGACUCCCUCUGUGGUUGUGGCCCCUUUGCAGGAGAGUACCAAUCUCCGUCAUCAACCGUACCGACUCAGUGAAAGACAAUGUUUGUGGUGUGUCAUAGCCAAGACACGAUUGGAACCAUUUAAAAGUCCUUACUCCCUUUACCGCCAUAUCUGCCGCCUUCAUAUCAAUGAUACACAGGCAGAAUGGCCUGUUCGUUGCCCGGAUGCCAUUUGUGGAGAAUUAUUAUCGUGUCAAAAUGAGUUCCGGAACCAUAUGGCCAUAGUGCACGGCUCAAUUUUUUGA